ACCCCGCGCGCGCGCGCGCGCGCGCACACACAGGUAAAGCAGCGAGGACGAACAAGAGAAAGAAAAGGCUCCAGGAGGUAAAAAGUGGCGGAACGCGCCCGAAGAACGCAAAGUCCCCGGUAGAAGAACGGUAGGACGUGGUUUUUCAGCUCUGAGCCGAGGAAACGCUCAUUAACCUGCUUUUAUUUGGGCGCGAGGCCGAGCGUCCGGGCGGUUGUUCGUGAAGUGAGGUGGGUGACGACCUUGUGACGUUGGUUAUGGACCAGGUAGCGUGGACGCACGAGGGAAGCGGUCCCGGUCCCGGUCCCGCAGGGGUCAGUCCCCGGACUGGACCUCUGCACGGGGCUGAACCGAAGGGUGUCCGGCGGGACAUUUUCGUUGUUGUUCUGUGUUUUGGAAUCUUAUUUUAAAUAGUUAUUUAGUUUGUUAAACUCUGUAUUUUUGACAGUUGCUCAGACACGUUCCAGUGUUUAUUGUUUACCAUAUGAAUGAGUGUUUAACACAUCUCGAACAGGAUGACUGCGUGAUGAUGAACGGAUUAAUCGCUAGCACUCGCCUUCCCGUCAGUCCUGAGGGAUGGAAACAGGAUGCGACUUGUAGAAAACAUGCAGGUUAAAUUGACCUGACUGGACCAGAUUCGCCUCAGCAGUGGACUGGUGUUGAUCCGAUUAUUGGAUUGUUAGUGGCCUGGCCAGAGGAAAGGCUCCCUGCGCCAACACUGGGCGUCCAUAUUGGAUUUUUAAACCUGAACCUGGACAGGACUUGCCCUGAGCACACUGAGGCUGUUGUAGACGGACUGAGGAAGCAGUGAGUUCUUAACGCCCCAUUGUCCAUUCACACGUCUUAAAGGAAUACAUGGCAGCAUCAGAUUUGCUCCAGGAUGAUGAGCAGCCCCAUGUGGAAGUUAACGUGACUGAAACCAAUCCCCCCGUGCCUCAGAGGGCUGCCAACGGUAGCCCAGCAAGCCACUCCCCAAUGCCACCCCCCCCUUCUGAUGCCCAUGAUGGUAAGAACAAACUGAGCAGCCUGUUCAAGGAGAACCAUCUGAUCCACUCUCUGAGCAACGGCCUGAGACGACACUGUGAAUACACCAAGAUUACUGUGACACAGGAACGGGUGAACCGUCUGCCAAAGGAAUGGUGGAAGACCGGCGUGGCCUUCCUCUACGCCCUGUUCAACCUUAUCUUCACCACUGUCGUCAUUACUAUCGUCCACGAGCGGGUCCCAGACAAGUCGGUGAGCCCACCGCUGCCCGACAAGUUCUUUGACUACGUGGACCGUGUGCCCUGGGCCUUCACCGUCACCGAGGUCAACGGGCUGAUCCUGGUCGGACUCUGGCUUGUCCAGUGGCUCUUCCUCAAACACAAGGCCAUAGUGGGCCGGAGGUGUUUCUUCAUGAUUGGAACUCUCUACAUGUAUCGCUGCGUCACCAUGUACAUCACCACUCUACCUGUGCCUGGAAAACACAUGGUGUGCGCUCCAAAGCUGUACAACGACUCCACUGGGAAGAUCUGGAGGAUUCUGAGGCUGCUCUCAGGAGGAGGUUUGUCCCUGACUGGUUCCCACAUGAUGUGUGGAGACUUCCUGUACAGUGGACAUACAGUCAUGUUGACUUUGUCCUACCUCUUCAUCAAAGAGUACUCUCCACGAUGGAUGUGGUGGUAUCACUGGUCCUGCUGGGUUCUCAGUGUUUCAGGGGUCCUCUUCAUCCUGAUUGCCCAUGAGCACUACAGCGUUGACGUGAUCAUUGCGUACUUCGCCACCACAAGGAUCUUCUGGUGGUACCACACCAUGGCCAACACACAUGUGCUGCGCCAGUCUCCCAACAACUUCUUGUCGAGGACCUGGUGGAACCGGAUCUUCAACUUUUUGGAGAAGAAUGUACAGACGACCGUCCCCGUUGUGUUUGAGUGGCCGGUGACGCUGCCGUCAUGCUGCAGACAAAGAUACAGGAUGGUGGAGGGCGGAAGGGACGAGUGAGGACGGAGGAGAGACGACUAAACAGAGGCGUUGGAAACAGUAUUCGUCCUGCCUGACAUUAACAGACAGAAGUAUGGAAUUACUGGGGGAGGAGGUUAUUUAUGAGAAACCAACGUUUCUGUCUCUCUCACUACUGCUGAAGAAGGAGCGGUGCAGAAGUUUGUGUUACUGCGUUUACAUAGUUACCAACCUGGUAUUUAUUAGUACGGACACCAUCUCCUUCCUGUAAAUUGUUCAGAAACAAUCAGACGACAUAGAAAAGGUACCGACGUGAACGGUACCGACGUGCAAAUGAUGUUAGGAUGAUAUUUGCUCACAUUCUUUAAGUCAACAGUAUAUGAAUCAUGUUAUUCCUCUUUUUCCUCAUUUCUUGAACAAUGCAAAACCACAUCUGACAGUGUUUGAGCAUUUCAGCAUCAUCAUCAAACUUUAAUUAGCUGCUUUGGUGAAAGUUCAAGAAUUAAUGAUGGGUCAUCUCUCUUCAAAUAUGAUGAGGGACACAACUAUAAUAAUUAUUUCCAGUAGUAAUUCAUUCAUAAAUUAUUCAUUUAAUCAAUAUUUAAAGCACCAGAAAUUUGCCAAGUCAUGUUAAAAGUCCAGAUCUCUAGUUUAAUCACAUAAAGAAAUCAAAAAAUUCUGGAUAUGGGAUUUCUUUUGAAAGAAUCUCACAGUAGGAUAGUUUCUAUUUGGUUGUUAAUUUAGUAAAGAUUUUCAGCCUUAAUCAUGAUAAAUAUAAAAGAUUUGAAAUACACGGUCAAACAUUCUGUCAUUUUAAUUUCACUUCAGGUCUUCAGGUAGAUGUAGAUUAAACAAAGUUGAAAAAAAAUAACACAUAUUGUCAUUAAAGACCUGACGAGGAUGUGGAGUUGUUGUGGUAUUUACUGUAGGCUCAAAGGUUGUAAUCAUAGGAUGAAAAUGACAGAAGUGCUUUUGUUUACUUUUUAACCAAAUCAUUACCUGACUAGUGGUUAUACCUCCUAUUAUAAUAAACACAACACAUAAGCAGCAGAACCGUUCUCUGUUUUAUCUGUGGGCAGACUGAAUCCUGUGGGACACAGAGGCUCUAGAAAAUGGACCAUGAGUUGAGAUUUUUUGUUAGCUUGUGGGGUCUCGUCUAUCAUCAUCUGUCAUUACUGUCCAGGUAAAGAAUUUGGGCUGCUGCACAAAAGGUGUUUUGAUCAGUGCAUCAGGUGUAUAAUUUAAAUGGUCAAUUCCAGACAUUAGUAGUUUUGAAUACUAAACAACUGUAGACUCAUUCUCCAACUACUGGACCAAAGGAAAAACUGCUAGCCACUUAGCAUUCCUGGUGCUAAGAUACGCUUGACUUUUGUUGUGAAUGCACACACUUUGAUAACUCAAGCUAAUAUGUUAGCUCAGCAUGCUAGGCCUGUUUGAUAUACAAUGCUCAUUAAAUGAGAAGACAUGAAUGUUGAGCACAUGUUCUACUUAUUUUGAAGGUUUAGCAGGUUCUUACUGUUUUAGUUUGUAAGUCAUAAGAGAUUCAGGACUGAAGCUGAGAUAACAAACAAAUUUGGUUUUGUAUUACUGCUGUAUUUGUGUUUCUAAACUCUGUUAUAGUUGUUAUAUUUUUAAUUAAAAAUCUAAAAUAUG
This is a messenger RNA of Betta splendens (Siamese fighting fish), 3591 nucleotides long. RefSeq names its product sphingomyelin synthase 2b (gene sgms2b). Gene Ontology annotation, molecular function: sphingomyelin synthase activity; ceramide cholinephosphotransferase activity. Lineage: Eukaryota; Metazoa; Chordata; Actinopteri; Anabantiformes; Osphronemidae. Bases 856 to 1980 code for a protein of 374 amino acids. Gene Ontology annotation, cellular component: Golgi membrane; endoplasmic reticulum membrane. Gene Ontology annotation, biological process: sphingomyelin biosynthetic process; ceramide biosynthetic process. The transcript has 8 exons. The record is from RefSeq and is a predicted model, not a curated record.